Molecule: messenger RNA, 1680 nt
Organism: Etheostoma spectabile (orangethroat darter)
Lineage: Eukaryota; Metazoa; Chordata; Actinopteri; Perciformes; Percidae
Product: dynein beta chain, ciliary
Exons: 11
Coding region: 8-1567 (519 amino acids)
Biological process (GO): microtubule-based movement
Cellular component (GO): dynein complex
Molecular function (GO): dynein intermediate chain binding; dynein light intermediate chain binding
Source: RefSeq, a predicted model, not a curated record
AGUCUUUAUGACGGUGCGUGUGUGUGUUGUGUUCAGGUACCAGGACUCAGGGUUGUCCCAGCAGGUUCUGCUGAGGUUCCAGCAGAUUGUGGACUCCCUGCAGGACUUCGGGGACGGCGUGAGGUCCGCCUGGAGCUCGCAGCUGGACUCAGACUGUGGAUUCAUCCUGGAGCAACCUCUUCUACAACACAACCAGCAAGGCAUGCUGGGAGUCAGCUGCAGCCACAAGCUGGAGUCGGUGCUGAGGCAGCUCCGGUACGUGAGCAGAGAGACGGACGUGGAGCUCCACCCGCACGCCGCUCGACUCUACACCUGCAGAGAUGACAUCACACAGAGCUACCUGGUCCUGAGUCACACCAUGUCCUGCUACAACCAGGUGGUGAGUGACGCGCUGCAGGAGGAGGUUCCUCUGACCCAGAACCAGCUGCAGGACCUGAACCGGACUCUGUCGGACCUGCAGACGACCACCUGGAGCUGUGAAGGUGUCCUGCAGCGGGUGGAGCAGCAGAGACGGAGGGUGAUGGUCCUCCACGCCGCAGUGAGCCAGGCCAGAGCCAACAUGGACGCCAUGACGCGGAUCAUACAGGGAUGGGCGGAGCUUCAGCUGCUGCAGCGAUCAGCUGACUCGCUGCUGGAGGGUGGAGCCACCGAGCAGAGCUGCCGACGAAUCAGAGACGAGGGACAGGCGCUGCUCCGGCUCACACAGGUGAACAGGGGUCUGUACGCGGCUGAAGAAUCCUCCGAGUCCUGGAUCAGAUAUCUGGACCACAUCGACGACAAAGUCCAGGACGGACUGUUGAAGCUGCUGCUGCGAUCGCUGCACUUCCUGUCUGACAACAUGAACCCAGAGAGCUGCAGCUCUGUGUUCCUGGCCGUCAGUCUGCAGCUGCAGGAAACAGGAAGUGUGUUUGAGCCGUCAGUGGGCGGCGGCCUCUCGGACCUCCUGACCAGCGUCAUCGCUGACACCUACACCGCCGCCAGCGGGGCGCCCAGGGUCUCUGGGGGUCGCCACGGCAACUACCAGGAGACCCUGCAGCAGAAUCCGGACCUCUCUGCGUUGGAACAGGAAGUGAUGCGUCGCCUGUUGCAGGUGCAGGAGGAGGCGGAUCUUCUGAAGGGGGGUCUGGACCGGUUCUCCUUCCUGUGGCAGAGCGAUCGGGCCGCCGUCAUGAAGGACUUCCUGAAGUACAGCCGGCAGCUGGGCCCCGAGGAGCUGGAGGCCGAGGAGGCCCCGCCCACCCUGAAGGACUUCCACAGAGAGAUCGAGUGUCUCUCCAGACUGAGGACAGAUGUGACUCAGCUAGAUGAUGUGGUGGUCCUUCACAGCUGGCUGCAGGUGGACCUGCGUCCCUUCAGAGACUCGCUGCUGUCUGUCCUCCACGAUUGGAGACACAUGUACACAACGUACCUGCUGAGUGCCGUCAGCGACAGUUUUCAUCAGGUGAUUCAGCAUGGCGAGGAAGAGUCCUCGUCUUCCUCCAGGUUCCCUCUGACUGAGACCGUCCUCCUGCUGGAAGCUGCAGGAGUCAAGCUGCCUGAACACCUGGCGGCUCAGCUACAGUGCUGACGACCUGCAGAGGAACCUUCCUCCGCUUCAUUCCCGAGAUGACUUCAUUUAUGAGACAAUUAAAAGUUGAGUAAAUCCUGACCUGUCGUCUGACUCGAGUCUGUAAAACCGGA